AUGGAUUCCGACAUCAUGGACGAUUCUGUAUUCAGCCUGGACGAGGAGUCUGACGGUUUUGUCCCCGAAAUGAGAGCCAAAAAGGCCGCCGGGCGGCCCGCCGCCAAGAAGGCGAUACAGGCGAAGCCUGCAACGAAGAAGCGCGCGAAGCCUGAGAGCGACGACGAAGAUUCUUUCGGCGAGACGUCCGGCUUCUCCCACACACCGCCCAGCUCUAAGAAGCAGAAGAAGGGACCGGCACCAAAGAAGUCGAGUGGAGUGCCGUUGGCCGAGCUGGAAAAUGACAGCAUGGUCAUUGAUGCGCCGGCGCAAGCCAAGUCCAAGAAGACCGCGACCGAGACGUACCAGAAGCUCACCCAGCUGGAGCACAUCAUCAAGCGCCCCGACACCUACAUCGGAUCCGUCGAGAAGACGGACCAGCAAAUGUGGGUUUUCAACAAGGAAACGUCCCAGAUGGAGUACAAAUCCAUCACCUACGUUCCCGGUUUCUACAAGAUCUUUGACGAGAUUCUCGUCAACGCCGCCGACAACAAGCAGCGAGACAGCACCAUGAACACGAUGAAGGUCACCAUCAACCGGGAGUCCGGUGAGAUCAGCGUGGAGAACAACGGCAAGGGAAUUCCCGUCGUCAUCCACGAGAAGGAGAAGAUUUAUAUCCCGGAGCUGAUCUUCGGUCACCUGCUGGCCGGCUCCAACUUUGACGACAACGAACAAAAGACAGUCGGUGGCCGUAACGGCUACGGAGCCAAGCUCUGCAACGUGUUUAGCACCGAGUUCACUUUGGAGUGCCAGGACAGCACCCACGGCAAACGAUACAAGCAAACGUGGACCGACAACAUGCAGAAGAUGCAAAAGGCCAAGAUCACUUCGAGCAAGUCUGCCGACUUUGUGCGCGUUACGUUCAAGCCAGACUACGAGCGCUUUGGCAUGCCGGAGGGCAUCAGCGACGACCUGGAAGCACUCCUCUAUCGACGCGUGUACGACAUGGCCGGCACUGUCCGCGGCGUCAAAGUCCACCUCAACGGCACGCAGAUCAAGCUCAAGGAUUUCAAGUCUUAUUGCGAUCUCUAUGCCAAAUCCAUUGCCUCCGAGAGGAGCGCGGAAGAGGGCGGUACCCCUACUUGCACAGUCGAGAUCGACAAGGACAAGGGCCAUCCACGAUGGGAGGUCGGCUUCACCGUCUCCGACGGCACCUUUCAGCAGGUUUCCUUUGUCAACUCGAUCGCUACGACUUCAGGUGGCACCCAUGUCAACUACAUUGCUGAUCAGAUCACGGCCUCGUUGCUGAAGGCGCUGAACAAGAAGAAGAAGGGUCACACUCUGAAGCAGACGCAUCUUCGCAACCACAUCUUCAUUUUCGUCAACUGCCUCGUCAAUAACCCCGCCUUCACGUCGCAGACCAAGGAGCAGCUCACUACCAAGGCUAGUCAGUUUGGUAGCAGGUGCAGCUUGGGCGAGGAUUUCCUCAAGAAGAUCGCCAAGUCUGAGGCUAUUGAGAACAUCAUGGAUUUUGCACAGAAGAAGGCAGAUAAAAUGAUGUCCAAGAGCGAUGGCAACAAGCGCUCCCGCGUCAGCAACGCCAAGCUGGUCGAGGCCAACUUGGCUGGUACCCGCCGCGGGCACGAGUGCACACUGAUCCUGACGGAAGGUGACUCUGCCAAGGGCCUGGCGGUGUCUGGACGAGCCAUUCUCGACCCCGACCGCAUCGGCGUCUUCCCCCUUCGAGGAAAGCUUCUCAACGUGCGAGACGCCUCGAUCGACCAAAUCACCAAGAAUCAGGAAAUUCAAAACAUCAAACAGUUCCUGGGCCUGAAGCAUAAGCAGGUCUACACAGACACCAAGAGCCUUCGUUAUGGCCACCUGAUGAUCAUGGCCGAUCAGGAUCACGACGGUAGUCACAUCAAGGGCCUCCUGAUCAAUUUCCUCCAGGUUCAGUUUCCCUCGCUCCUGAAGAUUCCCGAGUUCUUCCGCGAGUUCAUCACGCCAAUCGUCAAAGUCUGGCAAGGGCCGAACCCAAAGAAGCCCCUCAAGCUCAGGUCUUUCUUCACGCAACCGCAGUACGAAGAGUGGAAGCAGUCAGCUGAACACUCCAACGGCAAGUGGACGAGCAAGUACUUCAAGGGUCUGGGAACCAGCUCCAACGAGGACGCUCAGGUCUACUUCACCAACUUGGACGAGCACUUGAAGGAAUUCAAUGUGAUGACGUCCCACGAAGCCGAGCUGUUCGAUUUGGCCUUCUCCAAGAAGAAAGCAGACGCCCGAAAGGAGUGGCUUGGGAACUUUAAGCCUGGGACGUUCCUGGAUCACUCCACCAAGUCCAUCACUUACAGCGACUUCGUGAACAAGGAACUCAUCCUUUUCAGCAUGGCUGACAACAUGCGAUCCAUCCCCUCGGUUCUUGACGGGCUGAAACCCGGUCAGCGAAAGGUCAUGUUUGCGUGUUUCAAGCGCAACCUGAUCAAGGACAAGAAGGUCGUGGAGUUGGCGGGUUACGUUUCCGAGCAGACAGCCUACCACCACGGCGAAGCGUCUCUCCAGCAGACCAUCAUCGGACUGGCUCAGAACUUCGUGGGAUCGAACAACAUCAACUGUCUGGAACCCAGCGGUAACUUCGGUUCGCGACUUGCCGGAGGAUCCGACGCCGCCAGCCCUCGUUAUACCUUCACGCGUCUUUCUCCGUUCGCGCGCAAGAUUUUCUCGGCGCUUGACGAGCCGAACCUGAAGUUUCAGUACGACGACAACAACAAAAUCGAGCCCGAAGUGUAUGCUCCCAUCAUUCCCAUGGUGCUGGUGAACGGCGCCGACGGCAUCGGCACAGGAUGGAGCACGACCAUCCCCAACUACCAUCCUGUCGACAUCGUCAACAACCUGAAGCGGCGCAUGGGUCGUUUGGACGAGGAGGACCCAGAGGAGAGGCCAUUCGAGACCAUGAUGCCAUGGUUCCGAGGCUGGAAGGGAUCACCCGAGCCAGCCGGCCCGGAUCGGUACAAGUUCAACGGCAUGGCCUACCAGAACGACGCAAACCCGAACGAGGUGGUCAUCACCGAGCUGCCGAUCCGCAUGUGGACGGACGACUUCAAGGCCAGGCUUGAAAAGGUCAUCAGUGGCGUUGAUGGCCCAAGCUGGAUCAAGGACUACAAGGAGUUCAACGACCACAAGACGGUCCACUUUGAGAUUAUGGUCGACGAGAAGCACAUGGCCAAGGUCCUCGAGGAGGGCCUGCUUGAGCGCUUCAAGCUCCAGAAGCAGGUUGCCACCUCAAACCUCGUUGCCUUUGACACCAACGGCAUGAUCCGCAAGUACGAAAAGGUGGAGGAUAUUCUUGAGGAGUACUACCAGUAUCGUCUGUCCAUGUACUUGGAGCGAAAGAAACACUGGCUCAGCGUCUACCAUGCCGAGUGGCGGAAGUUGCAAAACCAGGCCAGAUUCAUCAAAGAGAUCAUCGACGGCGACCUGAUUGUAGGCAAGAAGAAAAAGGACGUCCUCGUGCGCGAACUUCGCCAGCGCAAGUACGAGGCGUUCCCGCGCGGCAAGGACCUUAAGAAGAAGGCAACCGAUGGAGAAGACGAUGCCUCGGGAGGAGAGGACAAUGGAGAUGAGGACGAUGACAUGGCUGACAGUGGUGCUCGGGACUACGAUUAUCUGCUCUCGAUGCCGAUCUGGUCUCUGACAGCAGAGCGGCUGGACAAGCUCAACGACGCCAUCGCCAGGAAGAAGGGCGAGCAUGACGACCUUCUGGCCAAGAGCGAAAAAGACCUCUGGUGCAGUGAUCUGGACGAGUUCACGGUUGAGUGGGAGAACCAGCUCGCCCUCGACGCAGAGAUCCAGACGAACAUUCGUCGCAUGGGCCGACGCGUAUCCCAGAAGAUAGGAGCUGGCCGAAACCGCAAGCCCAAGGACGACGACGACUACGAGCCCGAGAAGAAGACAAAGGGCAAGGGCAGGGCCAAGGCUGCGCCGAAGGCAGAGACGAAGAGCUCCCAGAGGUUUGCCGAGAUGUUCAGCGCGAAGCCCAAGACCAAGAAGGAGCCGAAACAGGAGACGUCGGGCUUCUCCGAGGACAACUUUUCCGACGACGACUUCGCGGCGCUCAGCAGAAGCAAGCCGGCGGCUGCGCCCAAGGCCUCGCAAUCUCAGUCCGUGUCAGCGUCCCAAUCCGAGGACCCCGAUGCCGGGCGGACGAAGCGUGCGGCCGCCUCCAAGGCGAGGAAGGUGUUUGAGCUGUCCUCAGAUAGUGACGAUGACUACAACGACAACCUGCUCGGCGACAUUGGAGACAUGGUCAAGGGCAUCGGCAAGACGGAGGGCGAGUCGAGCGGUCGUCUCAGCCUGUACGCGAUGAACCGACCAGAGUCGAGCCACGGCAACGGCGGGUCCAGCGGGCUGCCAAAGCUGAAGACGAAGGCGUCCAAGUCAACCUUUGACGUCGACAGUCCGGAUGAGACCAACUACGAGCUGCUGGCGAAGUCGUCGCCGCACAAGAUUGACAGCUUCCUGUCGGACGACGACCCCAUCGUGCCACAAGCCAAGGCGGCUUCGGCCAAGGCGUCUUCGAGCGCAUCGGCCGGGCUUGCGACAGUCAAGAAGGCACGAGGACGGCCGGCGGGUUCCAAGAACAAGGUCACCAAGGCCGAGCCCAAGGCCAAGGCGGCGCCCAAGGCGACAACGCUCUCGCCCGCAGCUAAGGCCUACGCGGCGAAGAAGGGCGUCAAGAAGAGCGUCCUGGCGGCGCUCGGCGACUCGGACGUGGAGAUGGCGGGUUCUCCCUCGCCAGUGGCAAAGCCUGCGGCGCGUGGGCGGCCUGGUCGGGCUGCGGCGGCGAAGCGGCGCGUCGUGGUCGACCCGGACUCGUCGAUGGAUCUGCAGGAAGAGGAAGACAGUGACGACCCAUUUGAGAUGGACGACUAUGAUGACUAG
Purpureocillium lilacinum is the source of this 4917-nucleotide messenger RNA. RefSeq names its product DNA topoisomerase 2. Gene Ontology annotation, molecular function: DNA binding; ATP binding; DNA topoisomerase type II (double strand cut, ATP-hydrolyzing) activity. The record is from RefSeq and is a predicted model, not a curated record. Lineage: Eukaryota; Fungi; Ascomycota; Sordariomycetes; Hypocreales; Ophiocordycipitaceae. Gene Ontology annotation, biological process: resolution of meiotic recombination intermediates; DNA topological change; sister chromatid segregation. Gene Ontology annotation, cellular component: nucleus.